AUGUCAACUCGUCUACAAUAUUAUGUUAUUACACCAGAUGAUGUUCUUUCUGACGAAAAUAUUAUUAAUUUUGCUUUGUUUGCAGAUUGUGACCCAAUUAUGUAUGAGGAGGCAGCUUGUGAUGAUCAUGAUUUAAUUUUUAUAGAAAAUAAUCCAGAGAUAAUUGCAGAGUUUAGAAGGGUUAUGAUUAAACAGUUUCAAAUGACAGAUAUGAGACUCAUGUCAUAUUUUUUGGAAGUUGAAGUCUUUCAGUCUGACAGUGAAAUUUUUAUAUCUGAAAAGAAAUGUGCAGGUGAUAUUUUAAAGAAGUUCAAGAUGGAUACAACGAAAUCGAUUAUGACACUAGUUGAAGAAAAAUUGAGUUUGAUCAAGAAGGGUGCUGUAAAUCUUACAUACUUUAAAAGUUUGGUAGGACAUUUAAGCAUUGUUCCUACGAAGAUUUAUUGUGAUAGUAAAUCAACGAUUGAAUUAUCCAAGAAUCCAGUAUUCCAUGGGCAUAGCAAGCAUAUUAAUAUUAAAUAUCACUUCAUACGUGAGUUGGUUCGAAAGAGAGAGAUUGAGGUUGAUUAUUACAGAACUGAAGAGCAAGUGGUUGACAUUUUUAUCAAGGCAUUGAAGAAGGAAACUUUUGUCAAGUUGAAAAAGAUGUUGGGUAUGUCCAAAUUAGAGGAGCUUGGUUUAAGGGAGGCAAUGUAA
Messenger RNA from Coffea eugenioides, 696 nucleotides. RefSeq lists its product as uncharacterized. The record is from RefSeq and is a predicted model, not a curated record. The coding region runs from base 1 to 696 and encodes 231 amino acids. The transcript has 3 exons. NCBI's taxonomy places the organism in Eukaryota, Viridiplantae, Streptophyta, Magnoliopsida, Gentianales, Rubiaceae.